GAUGCUGUGAGAUGCAAAGUGCUGAGUGUAUCUGUGGUAAAUCGAACCCUUCAGCCAAGUGAAGGCAAUAGUACCGGUACUCCAUUCCCGAAUGCCUGCAAAGUUCCUUGCCUUCUGUCAGCUACGUAAAAGUGCACCAUUCCCGAAUGCUGGCUACGUUCCUCGCCCUCAGUCAUACCCAAAAUCAUUCAAGCUACUCCAGUGAAAGUUGGCGACAGCGCCAUCAAGAACAGCGGCAGCUGGAACAGCUGGAGGAGAAGGAGGAGCAGCAGCGUCCUCACACCACCUGUCAGCUCUGUCUCCACCACAGAUCGACCGUUCUAGUUCUGUCUGUUUCUGUCUCGCCCACAGUUUUCAAAAUCAAAAUUCCCGACGACGCAAAGAGAGACCGCCUUGUCAAGACUACCUCACUCAUAGAACCGACCUCGACUUCAGUGUAUGCUUGUGCCCAUUCGUUCUGAAGUCGCUUAUUAAUCGUUUUCUAUUUAUAUACAACAAUCUAUUAAGACUUAAUCAAAAUAUCGCUACUGAUUCACUUAGAAUCAGUUUAACAACAUUUCAGACCAAAAUCAAAACGCUGUCUUAUUUCUUUGUGAGAAGACGAUCAACAUCAAAAUAACAUUUUUAUAAACUCACAAAAUCCCAACGAAAAGGAAACUGUUUUUUAAAAAGUACCAGCUGUCUUCAGUACAGCAGCCACGUCGAUAUCAAACCAUCUUUCCUCAUAUUAUACCCAAUCAGUUUCGACCGUUUUAUCACAGUACACUUUUGUUUACGGUCGAGUUGAACCCUUGUCUGUUUGUCUUCAGCUAAAUGCGAAGUAGCGGCGCUACCUAAUUAUAUGUUACGUCGUUGCUUGUACCACAACCUAAAAUUCGUAAACAUUGCCUCACAGUAAUACGAUCCCUUUUCUGGAUGACAUUCCAGCAGCAACUAUUAUCUUGUUCUCUACCGAUUUUUGUUAACGCUUUCUUAAAUCUGCGUUGUAGUGCGUGCUUUUUUGUUAUAAUAAUUCGACUGAGACAGCUACUUACUGUUGCAACAUGAGCAGUUAGUUGCAGCAACUGAUCGAAUUCCUGAGCUCUUGCAUUGCUGAGACACUUGUUGUUUUGCAAGCUACAUCAAUGGUAACGACAUUGUUGCGUUUACGACAUAACUCAGAGAUUGAAGACGGUCUUUCUGGAAACCCUCACCAAAACGUUUUGUUGUGACUGCUUUGUGUUAGGACCAAAGCCACGCUGAUUGUCUCUGCGAUAAGUAUCAGCGGUUUGAAGACCACGUGACUGUUAUAUAAGGUACGUUCGUUGCAUAAACAACGGAUUUAGCAACAGGCAACCUGGUGGCGAUAUUCUAGCGGGGUGUCAUCAGUUUCAAAUCAAGCGGCAUUAUUCAACGGAAGCCCCAAAGCGAUUCUUUUAUGUGGCGUCGUGUGAUUUGAAGCUAGGAAACCCUGAAGACGGAGUUCUAAGAGACCUGGAGCUGUAAAGCAUAGUCAGGAGAACCAAGAUCCCGCCUUUCCAGUGGAGUCUGCUCGUGAGCGCCCUACUCGGUUCGCCACAUCUCGGCCUUCCUUGCCGUCGCUCACCCGACGCGCGUGCCGCAUCGAUCGGGUGCGUGCUUCUCUCUCCCCUCCGACUCGCUGGCGCCGCGCGGCGUACGUCAGAUUCACUAAUACUAUUAGUUUGUGGUCGAGGAGGCUGCUUCGCUAACCACCGCCACUCAUCAGUAGUGGCAGAUGCGUUUACGCUGUUGUUCUCUGGACGCGCUCGAGACUUUUUGAUUGUUUGUAUUCUUGUGGACAGAGGUCACGCCGUGCCAGAACGACGUGCAUCUGAACACACGGACUUAUCAAGUGUCUGGAAGGGGAUUCCGGCCCACCUAGCAGACUGUGCUAUGAACAAAGAGGACGAGGGUGACAAGGAGACUGAUGAUGCGGAGGCUGCUGAGAUUGAAGAGGCCAGGAGAGAGAUGGAGGAGAAGAGGAAGGAGAAACACAGGAAGAUGGAGGAGGAGAGGGAAACAAUGCGUCAGGGAAUCAGAGAUAAGUAUGGCCUGAAGAAGAAAGAGGAGAUCGUGGAGGAGGAGGUGGACCCCAUGUCUGAGGGCCGAGUCGGACGCAAAAAGAAAACCCCCGCCGAGCUGGCCGCUGAGGCGAACAAGGAGGACUCGGACGACGAGGAAUUCGCAAAGUUUCCCCCAAAUCUAAGUGAAUUGUCCACCAAAGUCAGUGAACUCCCAGCCAAAUUGGCACAAGGAGUAGGGGAGGUCACAGAGAAAUGUGUCUUGCAAUGAGUCAAAGAAAUUAGUGCCAGCGCACGAGUUGUAUCCCGUUGUCCUUGGAAAGAGUUGCUGAUGUCGGGAUGUGCGACGUGGCACGUGAUCAACUUACACCGCGCCUCUGUGGGCUGCUGUGGGCGUGUGACCAUUGUUUGUUGAGUUUAUUGAAUCAACUUAUUGUAGGUGGUGUAGAGCCAGAUGUGUGUUAACGACCAAUUAUCCAAGUUUUAUGUUAAUGUAGUGCCAGAGCAGAUAGACUAGAAUGACUAUUUUCUUGAUCUUGAAUGGUUCACAGAUUGCAAUGGUUACAUAGAGGUUUCAAAAUCAUGAGGUAAAGAACAUAUACGCACAUUUAUUUUCAUCUUUAACAAUGGUUUUUAAUGAUUUACCAGCUUUAUAGUUUGUUUGGGUAAUGGCCAAUGUUUAUUAUUAAAUGUAAAGUUCCUUCUGAAUAUAAAAUUGUGCACGCGCGAUACCUAACAAAGAAUGCUACCUUUGCUUUAUCGUUUAAAGAAGUCUGAAAAAAUCAACAGCGGCACUGAACUUUGUUUCUUUUAUCACAGUACCUUCAAGAACAAAGACAUAAUAAGACAAUGGAUUCUGUUAAACUUAAGUUUUCUCACUCAUCUCGUACAGUACACCUGUUAACAAUGUGGAACCCAGUACCUAGCUCAAAACUUUUUCUAUAACAGCGUAUAUACGGUAAUGAGAUAAGGUGUAACCAUCUCAACUGAUUGUACAGCCAACACCGGAAAUGAAGAUAUCAGUAUUGAGAAGCGACGUCUUAAAAGCGUGGACAUUCUGUUGAAAUAAUGGCGUGAAUAUUGUUGCUUUUUUCUCACAGCCACAGCUCAUUUGACUUCAAGACAGUAUUGCAGAUGUUGGAGUUGGCAGCAGUUGUGGUCAACACGUGUUAUGUCAGGGCAUUUUUUUCACAGGUCAAGGAUAAAUUACAAGCUUUGUGUACAGUGCGGCCCAUUCCAUUUUUGUGAAAUUGAAUUUUUAUUGAGAUUCAUAAAAUGAUGUUUUGUUUUGUUUUGUCUUUCUUACUUUUUUCUUUAUUGUAUUUUUAUAUACAAAUAUACACGUACACUCCUGCAUACUUUCCCCAUUCCGUGUCGUCUUCUAGUGAGUGAAGUGUUGUGAUUUUCUUAGUGUUGUUAUGAGCAAUUUUGCCUCAUGAAUCUGUAUAGUGAUACAGAAAAAAAUUAUUCCAGUCUGACAUAAUGGAAAAGAGACAUUUUGGUAAUAUUUUGAUUGUCAAAAGGGCUCAUACACUGUAAGUUACCAAGACUCUUCCACGUUAAAAGAUGUUGUUUUUUUUCUACUGCAGACACAGAAGUGGUGUGUCCACCUUUUUUUCUGGUGGUUGUUUGGUCUUUGCUCUAAAGUUUGGCCAUGUGAAGUUGGUAGAACAGUUUGUGUCUUGAAAAUUAUUCAUAUUGAGAAAGCCUUCAUUUCCCACAAAGAACAGAGAAACACUUGAUUGUUCCAGAAUUAGUGUGUAAAGCCCCAUUAAGAAUAUCUUAAACAAAAACUUACUGCAAGUUUCUUUUCCAAGUACCAAGGAGGGUUGGUAUAGCCACCUGGUUAUGACCAAGUGUGUGUUGUGCUGUACGAAGAACUACACAAGUUGAUUCUUCUUGAUAAUGUUGUAUUGUAGAUAGGGUCUUGCUGUUUCACUCACUUCCUUUCCCUUAAUUUCCAAGCUUGUUUUAUUGGCUAAUAAGGAAAGCUUUAUUCAUUGCUACGUCUCAUAUUGCUGUCAGUGACACAGUUCUGAAUUGUACAAUAAUGUGUUGAAACUGUCUUUGAUUUGUUGUUCCUGCUCUUAAACACUGCAUACCCCCAUCAGACGCUACCACCGAAUACCGAAGAACGUAUUAGCUUCCUAGAAUAUUACUAUUAGGUGCACACACUUGAAUGUUCUUUUUUUCUGUCAGAUUUUGCACAUUCUCUUCUGUCCCUUCCUCCCUUUUUUAAUGUUUUAUCAGAUGUUGUGUCACGUUUAUGUAGUAUAUUUUCACAUAUUUAUCUGUUUUUUGAGCAGUCUUCUUUUGGCUGUAAAAUUAGGUGACUGACAUAUUAAAAAAUAGUGGACAUUUCUGGAGAGCACAUUUUCCAUUCAAAUGGCAAGAAAUUCAUUCCUCUGUAUUAGUAUUAGAAGGGGUAGAGCUGAGUCGGGUUUCAGAAUUACUGUCAUGAAUUAUUUAUUACUGAAGAAAUGUUGCUGAUAUUGCAAUGGGGGGAAAGCUCAUUCGACGUUUUGGACUACGAACAGAUUACAUAGAAAUUACUAGAGCAAAAUAUGAAUUACUCCCUAAGAUGAGCCUAAUCUUUCCAUAUUAUGUCGACAUUCUCAUGACAUGCAUGCAGUGCUGCUAAUACAUAUACAUAGUUAGUUCCCAGCAGCACUCAUCUUAUUUUCCUCUACUACCUGAAGUUAAUAUGAUACAGAGAACUCUUGUCAACUACCAGAAGUAACAUAGCCCCCUUCCUCCCACCUUUCCAUUCGGGCUAGGUGAAUAAGUAUAGAUCUAGGUUGUCCGUACCCAAAGGAUAGAACUGGUCAGUCCAAAUAAUGUGAGGUCUCACUCUCCUUUCCUGUGGCUCAGUUUAGAUCUUCUUGUUGUGCCUCUUUCUUAUAACCUAUAGUGUGUUUGGACUUGUAGCUUGCCCUUGUUGGACACCCACCGCUCCCCAACCCUCCCUCGACCUUUUCCCGGCUUUUCUCUCCUCCCAUGUGCUCAGCGUGUAGUAUUCUGUAUAUAUACAGCCAAAAGUGACAUAGCAUUUUUUUGCCUUCAAUCAAAUGAAUCCUUACACAUAUGCAAAACCUAAUUACUGAUAAUAACUGUGGGUACCCCAUGUGCACUGAACUUUGUAUUCUUGUUGGGUCUCAGCAUGAAUGUGAUAAUGUGAUACAAUUGCAUCCUUAUAGCAUACCUGUUGAGAAUUGAGAGAUCAUAUAAAUGGAGCUGCCUCUACAGAUACAAAACAGAAAAAAAACCCAAGUUGAAUAUAUUGUGUACAUUCAUAUCUUAGAAUAACGAUGAGAGAUGGUUUAUAGAAAAAGAGAUUCCAUCAUAUAAAAUACUUUGGCAUUACUUAAAUGACGCUUUUGAUUAACACUAUUGUUUUACUGCGUAGUUUAUGGUAAAAGCGGGCUGUGGCUAACUAGAUUCUAGUUUUACAUUUACUGUGGCUGCUCUGAGGCCUUCUCUAGGAUAGUAUCCCAGACAUUUUGUUCUAGUCAGAAAGGAAAAUGCCUUUUUUAUAUAACAAAGCAAAGACCAAAAUGCAUUCUAGCUUUCACCAGGGACAAUUUUCUGAUACUUUGAGUUGUGAAAAAUUAACAAUGAACUGCUAUGGUCUCUCUUAUUAACUAUAAUACUAGUAAUGUCUUAAAUUUAUUUUUAGUGGAAUUAUUUUGUUUGGUUUCUGUUGAUAUUGUGAAUCAAAAUGAUAAACUCAUAAGUUACGGACUCUCUGAAAAGGAAGUAUCUCAUUAUGCUACGGGCAAUAUGAUUUGAAAUUAGUGUAAACAAGAGUACCAGUAAUGUCAUUGUUAUUUUUUAGUGUUCUGGAUUGCCCCAAACUUGUGAUUGUAAAGUGAUGAAUAUUUAAAAAAUAUGAAGUUUUGAUAUUUGCUUUUCCUACAGUUUGCUAAACAUGGAGAAACUAAAUCCAUACUUAUAAAAUCAUUAUUUUACUUUGUUCUUGUAUUUUUUAAAGACGAAAGUUAUGUCUCCCUGCAGGUAUUGUACCAUGUUUUCUGUUAUACUUAUGUGUACGACCAAAAACUAAACUCACACCAUUCUGUGGAAUCUGAGGCCCAAAUGUUUAUGAACUGUGGUGACACUAACGUGAAAUUUAGUAGUGUCUGUGGUCAUGUAUUCAUGUCUUUCAAGACUAUCUACAUUGCUUUAUCUUACAACUACAGAGAGGUUGUGAAUGUGGUCUGUCAUUUUUUAUUUCUUUUUUUUAAAAGUUAUUCAUUUCUGUGUUCGAUUAAUAAGCUCUUCUCAUAAUACUUGCCAUUUCUUAUAACCGCCAGGAGUCUUUUCUGACUUUGUGAUGUCAAACGUCACCAAGAUGCCUUCUUACAAGUUAGGGAUAAAACAACCCUAAAGGCACAUUCGCGAAAAGGGGUACAAUAUUAUAGGCCAGACACAAGGGAAGCAAUCCGUCUUUGAACUCGUAUAGCUUUCUAUAAACAAGAUUUGCGUCCCUUGGGCUAUAAAAGUCAGAGCUGACCUGGUACAUUGAUGGGCUUUUAAAGCUGAAGGGAAAAUGGGACAGAUAACCUCCAUCCUCACCGUUCUCUAAUUGAUAUUUUUCAAAAGGCUGUGCUUUUCCGUUAUUUUCGUUUCAUUGUUUUUAUUUUGUUUAAUUGUUUUGCUGGUUUUUUUUAAACUUGUGGUUACCUUGCCAACCGUUGACUGCGUCUUGAACUGUAUACAUAUAGUUGCAUUUCAAGGAUAUUUUGAUUUCUAGAAGUUUCGGUAAGCUUCCUUUAGUAUUAAUUACGCAACAUUAAACUGUAUUUACAAUUUAAGCAAUACAUAUUGAGUCACCUAAUACUCAGUUUUACAUAAUGCAAGAUGCUUAUAUGAUUGUUUUCAUUUUGUUGGUUUUUUCCAGUUUUUUGUUUUUGCACAGGCGCCUGCUAGAAACUAGUUUUUUAGGUUUGUUUUGUAUUUAUUCACCUAUUCUGUUAUUUCAUUUGACCUAAACUUAUGAUUUGACUGUUGUCACAGCAUUUUGUCCAUCUUGGCAUGGAGAUUUUGCUUCAUGAUUGCAUAAUUAAAGAAAAAGGAAAGUUGUAAAGACUGUGUUGGUGUUAUUAUACAGUGAUUGAGAUGUCCAAGAAUUCUGUAUUAUAUUCUCUUUUUCAAAUUGAUUUUAAAAUUUUAAAGGUAAUGAUUACUGAAGCCAUCUCUGAUUCUUGACUUCUUCUUUGUCUUGAUUUUCUCUUGAGAUUUUGUUCGUUUCAGAAUGUACAAAAGUCUCGAUUAUAGUCAAUAUGAAGUGUGUGCCAGUACUUUGAAGGUUUCUUUGAUCGUUAUGACGGAUUAAAUUCCAUGUCUUAUCACAGGAGAUAUAGGGGCAGUAUAAAGUAUUUGUACGAUCUGACUAUUGGUGAACUUUGUGGGGUAUUCUUUAUGUUUUCAUCUUGUCCUUUUUAUAUAUAUCUAAAUGCUCAUUACUUCAUUUGACGACAAGAUCUGGUUUAGUUAUUUGAAUUCGCUGUCAUUCCUUUAUUUAUAAUUUGUAUUAAUUUUUACAAUUUUGUAGAUGUGUAUAUAGUCAUGUUAAUAAGUACUUACUUUUGUAAUGAGCAUUGACUACAUGUUUUAGAUGAUUAAAGUUGGUCUAGCUGAA
Molecule: messenger RNA, 7662 nt
Organism: Aplysia californica (California sea hare)
Lineage: Eukaryota; Metazoa; Mollusca; Gastropoda; Aplysiida; Aplysiidae
Product: complexin
Exons: 5
Coding region: 1894-2292 (132 amino acids)
Biological process (GO): neurotransmitter transport; regulation of neurotransmitter secretion; synaptic vesicle exocytosis
Cellular component (GO): SNARE complex; terminal bouton
Molecular function (GO): syntaxin binding
Source: RefSeq, a predicted model, not a curated record